AUGAUUGUGUUCGGGAUUCUCCCAUCAUUUACUGGGAGAGUAAAGGCAGACACAUUUGCUCUGGGCGCUGUUGCAACUCCUUUCCAGCUCUCGGGCGAGCAUGCGGCAAACAAUAUCAAGGUCGAUUGGAGCCUUGUGGCUGGGGCUUCAAGCUACCAGAUAUUCCAAUCUUCGAACGCUGAAUCAGGCUUUCGUCACACCGCAACUGUUCCUGGAAACACGUUCGAUGACUAUGGUCUUAGGGUUGGGGAAACGUACUACUACCAGGUCCAGGCAUUUGCCAGCAAUGGAACAGCACUUGGGCAAUCCACUGAAGCAAGUGCUGCUACAUUUACGGUAGAAGAUGAUUAUGACUCGUAUGAUAACACUGUACUGGAAACCUUCGUGCCAAAGUCAAAUCUGGAGUCAGGGGGUCUAUACUACCAGUAUAACUAUGAAUCGGAUGCCAAUGGGUUCCUGCAGUUCGUUCAACAAACCUCAACUGAUGGGUUCAAUUUUGCCGGCAAUACUACGGUCCUCAACCGAUCAGAGGUAUGUGCCUCAGUCCCUGGGGGAUAUUGCAUACUGCAAUCUACGAACAUUGUAAAGAACCCAACUACGGGUAACUUCGUUAUGUGGGCGCACCUUGAAAAUAACGUGGACUACACCCUUGCCCAAGUCGCGGUAGCGGAAGCUGUCCCAGGUCAGCCGUUUACUUUCAUUGGAACAUAUCAGCCUGAAGGUCAGCAGUCUCGAGAUCUGACCUUCUUCGAAGACGUCGACGGCUCUGGCUACCUCAUCUCGACCGCGAACAACAACCAAGAUCUUAACCUCUACCUCUUGUCGUCGAACUGGACCACAAUCAUCUCCUGGCCGGCCAUUCUCCUCGCCGGCCAGUCACGAGAGGCGCCAGCAAUGGUGCAUGUAGACGAUUAUUACUACCUUUUCACGUCAAAUACCGCUGGAUGGUACCCCAGCCAAGGGCAGUACAUCUCAGCAUCGGAUCUUGCCGGACCUUGGAGUGAAUCUCGCGAUAUUGGCAACACGGCAAACUUCGGUGCUCAAUCGGGCUGGAUUGCCACUUUCGGCACCCAAAUGGCCAUGAUGGCAGAUCGCUGGGGUGCCGAGUGGGCACCCCCAGAAGAAUCCAAUUCUCAGCGGAUGUUGCCAAUUUCGUUUGGCAAUGGGUACGCAACGUAUGGAUUUUACGAGACGAUCAAGUACAACGUGACUAGUGGUGGCAUAGUUCCGGUGCAAUCGGGGAAGAUUCUGUCAAUAGGCAAGCCGGUCAGUGAUAGCGGACUGAGUACGGAUGCACCCGGCGACGCGGUGACAUACGCAGCCAGUAAGGCCAACGAUGGAAUCCAGACUGAUGAGGACAAUUACUUCAAGUCCAACUUUGUGCCUUUCUGGUGGCAAGUUGACCUCCAGACCAAUGCAUCAAUCAGCCAGAUCGACAUGACCACAAAUCUGGUCAAGGGUUCCGAGACCUAUUAUGGGUACACAAUUAUGGCCAGCUGGGACGGUUCAUAUUACAUUCAGCUUGUGGACGGGUCGACCAAUACUGCAGUAGGAUUCGUGAGCAAUAAGAUCAGCAGCACUUACAAGUUUCGGUACAUUAAGGUCAAUGUGUACAGGGUGGUCAAUGUCCAAAAUGGCGGAGAGGCUGACUGGGCAAGAGGCGUCGAUGAAAUUAUGGUAUAUGGCACCACUUAACCGCUUCUAUGCAAUCGCGACGAUCGCUUGUGUGGAUUCGUCCGCAAUCCAUCUGCAUCAAACUUCUGCGUUACCUACACCACUACAAGCGACACUGCCACUUCAAGUUUCUCCAACCGAUAUCUCAUAUUGCUCAACCCAUCCGUCACCAAUAUUCUCAGCUUCUUCUUGCC
Molecule: messenger RNA, 1868 nt
Organism: Mollisia scopiformis
Lineage: Eukaryota; Fungi; Ascomycota; Leotiomycetes; Helotiales; Mollisiaceae
Exons: 1
Coding region: 1-1695 (564 amino acids)
Biological process (GO): carbohydrate metabolic process
Molecular function (GO): protein binding; hydrolase activity, hydrolyzing O-glycosyl compounds
Source: RefSeq, a predicted model, not a curated record